UAGCUCGAUCUUUAAAUAAGUGUAAACUCCUUAUGGUGUACCACUACACUUCAUAGUGUGGUACCCCAGGGAAUAAGUGGAGACUUGCAAUUCCCCAUUUUUAAUGAGCUUUAGUGGAGUAGAGUUUAUCUAUAGUGAUCAGUUACGAAUUUGUUACACCAGCUAUAAGUUUCGUGCCAAAGAAAGCAUAAAAGUUUAUUUUAUACCUUACUUUUAUAGAGUUUACAACAACUUAAUAUCUUUCCGCUUGAGCGCAGUGAUAGAUGGCCCCAACGACUGCAAAGCUGUGACAGAAUACUGUAGAAGGCUAUUGGAACUAGUGUUUUGGCCUUUUAUAAAAAUACAGCUAUUUUUGACGUAAUAAAGUUUGGUACAAAUCGGCCAGAAGCACUCUACCCAUUCCUUAAUGAAAAACUAUUACUGUUAAUGAAAAAGAUUACAACAUUCGUGAAAAGAUUCUCAAACAUUUCGUUGGAUUUAAUAAAACCAUUUGGACGUGCUUCUGCGUGUGGAAAGAAACUUGAAAAAUGAAGAUACCAAACAUAAAGAGGUUUCUCAUGACCAUGGCUCUUCUAUUCACAUUUUUCGUUAUUUUGAACUUAUUCUAUUCCUUUGGAAAUGAAGACCAAAGUGAAAGGUUGGAAUUAAGUAGAUUCACAAGAACUGUUAAGAACCAUGAUCGCAAUCUAUUGUCAAGUAAAUUCGUCGUCAAUCGUGGGAUGCGAGACAAGGGAUCCAGCAAGUUUCGCCAAAUUAGAACAAAUUCCAAGGAAAACACUUACUUCGAUGGAUUGGUUUUUGCAAUAGAAAAUGUAAUUGAUUGGAAAAAAACGAACAUGCAAACACUAACUUCAACUCAAAUCAUGGAUUAUCUUUUAUGGACAAACCAAUCAUCAUGUAGAAUUGCACAAUAUUUCGGCGGAGUCAUGGUUUCUUCUGCGACCGGGCUUGUUUCUUUGGAAGGUCAGAAAGCGCUUUGCCUAGACUAUGCCGUCAAACCAAUAGGAACCAUGUUUGGUAUUCCUGGUAGAUGUCUUGUGUAUUCAUUUGGAAUCAACCACGAAUGGAGCUUUGACGAAGCUAUGGAACUUUACGGAUGUGAAAUAUUUUCUUUCGAUCCGUCAAUGAAUGUUUCAACUCAUAACCGAACAAAUAACAUUCAUUUUUAUCGAAUGGCAUUAGGCAGUGUGGAUAAUGAUGGAUGGGAAAAAAGUCCAAGUGUACCAACGCGGACUCUUUCUUCCAUUUAUGACAUGUUAAAACCGAUACAUGGUUACGAAUCAAUAAUCGACUACCUUAAAAUUGACAUUGAAACCUCUGAAUGGCACGUAUUACCCCACAUACUAAAUUCUGGAAUGAUGGACAAAGUAAGACAAUUAGCAGUAGAAAUCCACGUCGACUUCAACAAAUCUAUUACAAUAUUUCGCCAGCAAGCCAGUUUAAUUCAAUCACUGGAAAAAUACGGAUUAGUUCGUUUUGAUUCGAAACCAAAUAUCAACACUUUAGUACAUGUAACCGAUCAAAUUAAUAAUUUAUCAUUAUUUAACGGUUACGAGGUUGCAUGGUAUAAUAACAGACUUUUAAGGAAAACUGUUUGACACUACAAAAACACCGAAAAUUUCAUAUUUUUUUAGAAGGCGGGGGUACUAAUGCCUUUAAUAAAUCAGGGACAUUUGCUAGAUUUCAACCCAUUAAAAAGUGUCACUCUUUUUUAGUUUUUACAAAACAUAACAUUUUAGGGUUUAGAUAUACUAAUUUUUUCAGGAAAUGUACCUAAUAAAUACAAAAUAAAUUAUAUUUGUAUGUGUGGUAUGGUUUAAAAUUAGUCCAUUAGCUUCACGAUUUGCAGCAUUAUGGUAUAGUAAUUAUUUUGGGUAAUUCAAGUACUACUUUAAAUAUUACCAAAUGUAUGAAUUAUAGCAAUGAAAUGAAGAAAUAUUGCAUUUUGCAUUUUGCAUGCUUUAAUGUAAUGUCAUAAUUAUCGCACUGAUAAUAGUAUUGAAAUUUUUGACAUAACCUUUUAUUAUUUUCAACUUAUAUUUUCUGCAAACAUCUUAAAUAUGUAUAAAUAAAGAAAAAUGCCAAAAACAAAACAAAAA
Molecule: messenger RNA, 2099 nt
Organism: Daphnia pulex (common water flea)
Lineage: Eukaryota; Metazoa; Arthropoda; Branchiopoda; Diplostraca; Daphniidae
Exons: 2
Coding region: 528-1598 (356 amino acids)
Source: RefSeq, a predicted model, not a curated record